GACACCAAGGUCGCUGUGGUACCUGAGAUCUGUCGCAAGAUGACGUCUCAUUCUUAGUUCGGGACCAACAGUGGUGGUAUCUGCACGCGUGCAUAAUUAUCACUAAUACGGAUUGUACACGCGCCGCCGGAGAAACUAAAGAUGUCGACAGCCUUACUCGUACAACCUUCGGGAGAACUCUGGAAGAAGAUCAGGGUAGAAUUGAACGAGGACGUGAGUACCCGGGACCAGGAUCUCGCUGCCAUUAAGGAAUGGUUGAGGAAGCAGCCACAUCUACCUGAUGAAUGGGAUGAUCAGUGCCUAAUGACCUUCCUUCGAGGCUGCAGUUUCUCCUUGGAAAAGUGCAAGAGAAAACUGGACAUGUACUUCACUAUGCGGACUGCAUGCCCUGAAUUCUUCACUAACAGAGACAUUAAACGUCCGGAACUCAAGGAUCUGAUGAAUAGAGGACAAGGCCCAGCAUUACCUGGAUUAACGCCUAAAGGUUACCGAGUCAUUCUUACAAGAGCUCUGGAUAAUAGUCUUGACCCAUCCCAUUUGACAAACGUAUUCAAAAUCGCCAUGAUGAUCGGAGAUAUCAGGUUGAAAGAAGAAUUGGAGGGUGUGGCUGGAGAUGUCUACGUUUUGGAUGCGUCCAUUUUGGUUCCCAGCCACUUGGGGAAAAUAUCGCCUGGUACCAUCAAGAGAUUCUUAAUCUGUGUUCAGGAAGCAUAUCCUGUGAAGCUCAAAGAAAUACACGUGGUGAAUGUAUCACCCCUGGUGGAUGCUGUAAUGAGCAUCGUUAAACCAUUCCUGAAGGAUAAAAUCAAGAAAAGGAUAUUCAUUCACAACUCUCUUGAAACCCUUUACGAAUAUGUGCCCAAAGAUAUGCUCCCAGUGGAAUUUGGUGGAACCAGUGGCCAUCUUGAAGAUAUUCAAAAGGCUUGGGAGAAGAAGCUAGAUGAAUACACAGACUGGUUUCUGGCAGAAGAAUCGGUCAAAGCAAAUGAAGCACUCAGACCUGGGAAACCGACUAACUAUGACGAACUAUUCGGUAUAGAUGGUUCAUUUAGACAGCUGUCUAUCGAUUAAUAUAGAAAAUCAUCAGUAAUAUAAACUAUCGAAUAUAAGUUACUGUAUUGACAGUGACAGACAUUUUUGUUAUGGGUUUUUGGUGUAAAGAAUCAAUUGUGACAAUUUUUACAUCGUACAUUUUACCUACAGAACCUUCAGCGUACGAAACUGGCUACACGUGAUAUGUUAUAUUUUUAAUUAUCAUCAAAAAAGGAGAAGGUCGUAUAAGUAUGUUCGCUGCAUAUCUUUUUUCAUGUAUGCAUUUCGAUGUCUUUCAUUUUCUCUGGGCCAAUUGGCAUGAAUCUUUUUAUUUUAUUUGUAAACGGUUUACA
Galleria mellonella (greater wax moth) is the source of this 1385-nucleotide messenger RNA. RefSeq names its product alpha-tocopherol transfer protein-like. The record is from RefSeq and is a predicted model, not a curated record. Gene Ontology annotation, cellular component: membrane. Gene Ontology annotation, molecular function: phosphatidylinositol bisphosphate binding. Lineage: Eukaryota; Metazoa; Arthropoda; Insecta; Lepidoptera; Pyralidae. The transcript has 8 exons. The coding region runs from base 142 to 1071 and encodes 309 amino acids.